AGCUCCGGUUGGGGGGGAGGGGCCGCCGGGACCGCGGGGCCGUGGGCGCUUCCAAGAACAUGGCGACGGCGAGCCUCGCUCAGAUUCCUGAUGUAGACAUCGACUCGGACGGCGUCUUUAAGUACGUGCUGAUUCGGGUCCACUCGGCAUCUCCCUCUGGUGCCCCAGCUGCGGAAACCAAGGAGAUCGUGCGCGGCUACAAGUGGGCAGAGUACCACGCGGACAUUUACGACAAAGUGUCCGGCGAGAUGCAGAAGCAGGGCUACGACUGUGAGUGUCUGGGCGGAGGGCGCAUCUCCCACCAGAGCCAGGACAAGAAGAUCCAUGUGUAUGGCUACUCCAUGGGCUACGGUCGUGCCCAGCACUCUGUCUCAACUGAGAAGAUCAAAGCCAAGUACCCUGACUAUGAGGUCACCUGGGCUGAUGAUGGCUACUGAGGCCUCCAGCCCGAGACCUGCUGCCUCCAGCAGCCAAGUCAGAACUCUGUUCUUACCAGAGGCUGGCCUUGCCCUUCCCUUCUGUACCCCUGGUAAUAUGCCAUCUCACCACAGACCAGCCUGGCCCCUGUACAUUAAAAGCUUUGCUGUGCCUGCCA
Messenger RNA from Nycticebus coucang (slow loris), 595 nucleotides. RefSeq names its product phosphohistidine phosphatase 1 (gene PHPT1). Gene Ontology annotation, biological process: peptidyl-histidine dephosphorylation. Gene Ontology annotation, molecular function: protein histidine phosphatase activity. The record is from RefSeq and is a predicted model, not a curated record. Gene Ontology annotation, cellular component: cytosol. Lineage: Eukaryota; Metazoa; Chordata; Mammalia; Primates; Lorisidae. The transcript has 3 exons. The coding region runs from base 60 to 437 and encodes 125 amino acids.